Molecule: messenger RNA, 8066 nt
Organism: Zalophus californianus (California sea lion)
Lineage: Eukaryota; Metazoa; Chordata; Mammalia; Carnivora; Otariidae
Gene: ABCC4
Product: ATP binding cassette subfamily C member 4
Exons: 31
Coding region: 1630-5601 (1323 amino acids)
Biological process (GO): transmembrane transport
Cellular component (GO): plasma membrane
Molecular function (GO): ATP binding; ATP hydrolysis activity; ABC-type transporter activity
Source: RefSeq, a predicted model, not a curated record
UAGGCAGAUCUUAACUGACUGAGUCACCCAGACACCCCACAUGGUGUUAUAUUAGUUUCAGGUGUACAAUAUAAUGAUUCAACAAUUAUAUACAUUACUCAGUGCUCAUCAUGGUAAGUGGACUCUUAAUUCCUUUCAUCUAUUUCACUCCUCCCCCCCAACUCCCCUCAGGUAACCAAAGAGCCGUUAUCAAUAACACCAUCUUAACCACAGAAAAUGGGAAAUUAUCAAAAAAUAAAAUGAUCUUGGGGCACCUGGCUAGCUCAGUAUGUAGAGCAUGCAACUCUUGAUCUCUUGUGGUGAGUGUGAGCCCCACCUUGGGGCUAGAAUUCACCGAAUAAUUUUUUUUUUUUAAGGGAUCUUGCUCUAAGUACUUAUUUUUUUCUUCAUUUAGCGUUGAAGGGAAGAGAAGCUGCUGAGCACUGGUAAGAUAACCGCACAACUGAAGACUUCUGAGUGGGAGUCCGAGAUUUUGUUCAUUAAGUCCUGCAAUCAUUCAUUCAUCCACCCAGGCACGUUUCACGCACACUGACCAUCACCAGUGGGACAGACCAUGCUGGACUCUGACUGAGUCCCAGUCGGGUCUCAUCAUUUACUGACUCUAAGACGAUGUAAGAGUUCUGUCCUUCAGCCUUAUCUUUCUCAUCUGAAAAAUAGGGAUAACAACACCUUCUUGGCUCUGGCCUUGUUAGAGUUAGAAGUAAGAUCCCCAGCAGUGCACAUGACCGGUGCUCUGUAACUUAUGUUCUGUUGGCCACUUUCAUUCUGCUAGGCUCUGAGGGCACGAUGAAAGAAAUCGUAAGGCCCGCUCUUUUCUUUCCAUACCCGCCUUUACCAGUCUCAGAGGGCAGUAGAAAGCUGACUGGAGCUGCUCCGUGCAAUGCAACAUGUGAGCUGCAAAAAGCCUGCCCCCAGUGACGGCGGGCAUUCCUCUUCCCAAAUCAGAGUUCUUUCAGUCCUCUGUUACCUUUCUUUAGGUCUCGCAGCUCUGCAAAGAUAAUCUGUGCUCAAUCCUGCUCUUGCCCGAGGUCAAAUGUUUGGCUCUCACGUUGGAGAACCUCCCACAGCACCCUUGUUUGGUCCUGAUGAGGGCAGUAAGCCCAGAAGGCUAAAGUGGUCCGGCUGCUCUCCCACGUGUUCUGAAAGCCACAGCCCAGGGGGCGUUUCCGAGCUGCUGGGUGGGCAGAGUCGGGACCUCGCCUCCGCACCUUCUGCUGGGUGCCCUGGCACCGAGCGCGAACUUCUGCCAAGUUUGCAGCCAGGUGAGGGCACGUGGGCGCCUCCGCGCCGGGCCUUGUGCGCCGCGAGCUCUGCCUACCCGCCUACAUCGAACGCCGCCGGCGGCCUCGCCUAGCACCUGCAGCCCGGACCCGCAGCGUGGUCUCCGCCACUCCCGUCCCGCCGCCUCGCAAGCGGCGCGUCGCUGCCGGCUCCCGGCUCCCGGCGGCGGCAGCGGCCGCAGCAGCGCGGCCCGUGGGCGGGGUGGGAACGGGGGAACGGGGCGGGCCGCCGGCGCUCCGCUCCCGGAAGCGGGUGGCUCUUGGGCUCCCGCCCAGAGGACCGGCGCGGACGCCGGAGCUCCAGCAUCGCUGCCCGCGCCUCCCGGAGCGGAGCGACCCCGGCGGCAAGAUGCUGCCAGUGUACGCGGAGGUGAAACCCAACCCGCUGCAGAACGCGAACCUCUGCUCGCGCGUCUUCUUCUGGUGGCUGAACCCCUUGUUUAGAAUUGGUCACAAACGGAGAUUAGAAGAAGAUGAUAUGUAUUCGGUGCUUCCAGAAGAUCGCUCGAGGCAUCUGGGAGAAGAGUUGCAAGGGUACUGGGAUAAAGAAGUUUCGAGAGCUGAGAAAGACGCUCGGAAGCCUUCCUUAACGAAAGCCAUCAUAAAGUGUUACUGGAAAUCCUACUUAGUUUUGGGAAUUUUUACGCUAUUUGAGGAAGGCACCAAAGUAAUCCAGCCCAUAUUUUUGGGGAAAAUUAUUAAUUAUUUUGAAAACCAUGAUCCCACUAAUUCUGUGGCUUUGCGCGAAGCCUACGUCUAUGCCACAGUGCUGUCCAUCUGCACGCUCAUCCUGGCCAUACUGCACCAUUUAUACUUCUAUCAUGUUCAGUGUGCGGGCAUGAGGCUACGCGUUGCCAUGUGCCAUAUGAUUUAUCGGAAGGCGCUUCGCCUCAGUAACAUGGCCAUGGGGAAGACCACCACCGGCCAGAUCGUCAAUCUGCUGUCCAAUGACGUGAACAAGUUUGACCAGGUGACAAUAUUCUUGCACUUUCUGUGGGCAGGGCCACUGCAGGCGAUCGCAGUGACUGCCUUGCUCUGGAUGGAAAUAGGAAUAUCCUGUCUUGCUGGGAUCGCGGUUCUAAUUAUCCUUCUGCCCUUGCAAAGCUGCCUCGGGAAGCUGUUUUCAUCAUUCCGGAGUAAGACCGCAGCCUUCACAGACGUCAGGAUCAGGACCAUGAAUGAAGUUAUAACUGGCAUAAGAAUAAUAAAAAUGUAUGCUUGGGAAAAGUCAUUUGCAGACCUUAUCACCUACUUGAGAAGGAAGGAAAUUUCCAAGAUUCUGAGCAGUUCCUACCUCAGAGGAAUGAAUUUGGCAUCGUUUUUCAUUGCAAGCAAAAUCAUCAUUUUUGUGACUUUCACCACCUAUGUGCUUCUUGGCAACGUGAUCACAGCCAGCCAUGUGUUUGUGGCAGUGUCGCUGUAUGGGGCUGUGCGGUUGACCGUCACCCUCUUCUUCCCCGCGGCCAUUGAGAAGGUGUCCGAGGCAGUCAUCAGCAUCCAAAGAAUCAAGAACUUUCUGUUACUUGAUGAGAUCUCACAGCGCACCCCUCAGCUGCCAUCAGAUGGUAAAAUGAUAGUGCAUGUGCAAGACUUCACUGCCUUUUGGGAUAAGGCAUCAGAAACGCCAACCCUACAAGGCCUUUCCUUUACUGUGAGACCCGGGGAAUUGUUAGCUGUGAUUGGACCUGUGGGAGCAGGAAAGUCGUCACUGUUAAGUGCUGUUCUUGGGGAGCUGCCCCGGAGCCAGGGGCUGGUCAGCGUGCAUGGAAGGAUCGCCUACGUUUCUCAGCAGCCCUGGGUGUUUUCGGGAACUGUGAGGAGUAACAUUUUAUUUGGGAAGAAAUACGAAAAGGAACGAUACGAGAAAGUAAUAAAGGCGUGUGCUUUGAAAAAGGAUUUGCAGCUUUUGGAGGACGGAGAUUUAACUGUGAUAGGUGAUCGCGGAGCCACGCUGAGUGGAGGGCAGAAGGCCCGGGUCAACCUCGCGAGAGCAGUGUAUCAGGACGCAGACAUCUACCUCCUGGACGACCCGCUCAGCGCAGUGGAUGCAGAAGUUGGCAGGCACUUGUUUGAACUGUGUAUUUGUCAAACCUUGCAUGAGAAGAUCACAAUCUUAGUGACUCAUCAGUUGCAGUACCUAAAAGCUGCAAGUCAGAUUCUGAUAUUGAAAGAUGGCAAAAUGGUGCAGAAGGGGACUUACACGGAGUUUCUGAAGUCCGGGGUAGAUUUUGGCUCCCUUUUAAAGAAGGAAAAUGAGGAGGCUGACCAGAGUCCAGAUCCAGGAUCUCCCACUUUGAGGACUCGGAGCUUCUCAGAGUCUUCUGUUUGGUCCCAGCAAUCGUCCAGACCCUCAGUGAAGGAUGGCGCGCCGGAGGUGCAAGCUAACGAGAAUACACAGGUUGCUGUGCCAGAGGAGAGUCGUUCAGAAGGGAAAGUUGGUCUUAAGGCCUACAAGAAUUACCUAACAGCCGGUGCUCACUGGUUGGUCAUCGUGUUCCUCAUUCUACUGAACAUCAUAGCGCAGGUUGCCUACAUUCUUCAGGACUGGUGGCUCUCCUAUUGGGCAAGUGAACAAAGUGCCCUGAAUGUCACGGUAAAUGGAAAAGAAAAUGUCACUGAGAAGCUCGAUCUUGCCUGGUACUUAGGAAUUUAUUCAGGUUUAACUGUGGCUACUGUCCUUUUUGGCACAGCGAGAUCUCUGUUUGUAUUCUACGUCCUCGUUCAUUCUUCACAAACUUUGCACAACAAGAUGUUUGAGUCCAUUUUGAGAGCUCCAGUGUUGUUCUUUGAUAGAAACCCAAUAGGAAGAAUUUUAAAUCGUUUCUCCAAAGACAUUGGGCACAUGGAUGACUUGCUACCCCUGACGUUUCUAGAUUUCUUCCAGACUUUUCUACAAGUUCUUGGUGUGGUGGGCGUGGCAGUGGCGGUGAUCCCGUGGAUCGCGAUACCUCUGAUUCCCCUGGGCAUCCUUUUCUUUGUUCUUCGGCGAUAUUUCUUAGAAACAUCGAGAGAUGUCAAACGCCUGGAAUCUACAACACGGAGUCCGGUGUUCUCCCACCUGUCGUCCUCUCUCCAGGGACUCUGGACCAUCCGGGCCUAUCAAACUGAAGAGAGGUUCCAGGAACUGUUCGACGCUCACCAGGAUUUGCAUUCAGAGGCAUGGUUCUUGUUCCUGACAACGUCCCGAUGGUUCGCCGUGCGUCUGGAUGCCAUCUGCGCCAUCUUGGUCAUUGUUGUUGCCUUUGGGUCCCUGAUUCUGGCAACAAAUGCUGGGCAGGUUGGCCUGGCCUUGUCCUACGCCCUCACACUCAUGGGGAUGUUCCAGUGGUGUGUCAGGCAAAGCGCCGAAGUGGAGAAUAUGAUGAUUUCAGUGGAAAGGGUGAUGGAGUAUACAGACCUUGAGAAAGAAGCCCCUUGGGAAUACCAGAACCGCCCUCCGCCGAGCUGGCCCCAAGAAGGCACGAUUGUCUUUGAUAAUGUUAACUUCUCGUACAGUUUAGACGGGCCUCUGGUUUUGAAGCACCUGACAGCACUCAUUAAAUCAAGGGAAAAGGUUGGCAUUGUGGGAAGAACAGGAGCUGGAAAAAGUUCCCUCAUCUCGGCCCUUUUUAGAUUGUCAGAACCGGAAGGUAAAAUUUGGAUUGAUAAGAUCUUGACAACUGAAAUUGGGCUUCACGAUCUAAGGAAGAAAAUGUCCAUCAUACCUCAGGAACCUGUUUUAUUCACUGGAACAAUGAGGAAAAAUCUGGAUCCCUUUAAUGAGCAUACGGAUGAGGAACUGUGGAAUGCCUUAACAGAGGUACAGCUUAAAGAAGCCAUUGAAGAUCUUCCUGGCAAAUUGGACACCGAAUUAGCUGAAUCAGGAUCGAACUUAAGUGUCGGACAGAGACAGUUGGUGUGCCUCGCCAGAGCCAUCCUCAGGAAAAACCGGAUAUUGAUCAUUGACGAAGCGACAGCAAAUGUGGAUCCAAGAACUGACAAAUUAAUACAAAAAAAAAUCCGUGAGAAAUUUGCCCAGUGCACCGUGCUAACCAUCGCACACAGGUUGAACACCGUUAUUGACAGUGACAAGAUCAUGGUUUUGGAUUCAGGAAGACUGAAAGAAUAUGAUGAACCCUAUGUUUUGCUGCAGAACGAAGAGAGCCUGUUUUACAAGAUGGUGCAGCAACUGGGCAAGGCAGAAGCUGCUGCCCUCACUGAAACAGCAAAACAGAUAUACUUCAAAAGGAAUUAUCCAGAUAUUACUCACAGUGACCACGUGGUUAUGAAUGCUUCCAAUGGACAGCCCUCAGCCUUUACUAUUUUUGAGACAGCGCUGUGAUCCUACCACAACAUCAAGUCUAUUCCAAAGACAUUUUUUUAAAAUAGGUUUUGUACUAUGUACCUUUUUUUACACUAGCAAAAAAUACUUUACACAUACAAGAUGUUUGGAUUCUUCCUCCAACUUCACUCAGUGAUUUCAAGCUCUAGCAGAAUGCUGUAAUAUUUUUUAUUUAUAUGUUAUAGUAUUUUUUUUUUCCUUAUCCAAAUCACAGGUGCAGGACACCAGUAAAAGCUGUUAACCAGGUUUGGUGCCUUAAGGAGAUGUCAGAGCCAAACCUCAUUUUGUUAGGUAUAAGACAAAGUUGUCACAGACCUUUUUUUUUUUUUUUUUUACAGCCCUCACAAAUUACAUAUUACUUUCCAGUGAUAUCAGGGAUUCUGUUUACUUGAAGACUGUGUGAAGUUGCCAUUUUGUCUGGCCACUUCUUUAACAUAACUAGGAUCCAUUAUUUCUUCCCAAAGGCCUCUGGUUGAAAUCGUACAGAUACAACUAAUAGGAAAAAACCAAAAAUACACUUUAAGUGACAUUAUAGUGACCAAAAAAAGGUUAUAUGCUUAGCAUACAGGAGGGCAGUAUUUAAUUACAUGGUCUGAAAGACAAGGAAGACAAAAUAAUGCUUUCUCAACACUGGAGCCCACGUGGGUGAUUUGAUCAUGAAGGACACAAGUGUGAUCGUCGGUCAUCUAGAUGUGCACAACUCCAACAUGAGGACCAUCGCAGUCUGAGGACUCAGCAUGGUGACAUUUUCAGAAAAGGCCCAGCCACUAGCUGUAAUUCUGGACCAUAGAGCAGUAGUCUUACUUGGAUUUCUGUUCUGCCAGCUAACCAUCUGUUGAUUCUAAUAAGCCUUUUUGGUUUUAGCCUUUCUUGAAACCCCUUGUACACUGCACGUAUAGGUUCUCCUGACUUGGUGAGAAAAACCAAAACUCGUCGCCAACAAUGGCGCACCCAGGAGGCUCCCUUUUAUGAGCCUGCCCAGGUUAUUUUCCUUCUGACCACUAACAGCACUUUGUUUGGGUCUUUCUGAUUAGUGAAUCAGCAAAUCACUGUACUCCCAAGGCCUGCUGCACUUUAUUUGAACCAUGGGUCUUGAGUUUUUCUGGAUGGUGGCUAUGGUAUGUUAGUUCAAAUUGCCAAAGGUUUUUAGGUUGUGGUUUUAAGUGGACUCUCGUGACCUCUAGGAUAAGGUGUAACCACCCUCAAGUUGUGCAUAUAUUAAUCAACAAUGCCCUCAUGCAGCAGAUUUUCGGACUCUUCAAAGAGAGACGUUUUAUAGCAUCAAGCCUUAAAAAGCACACACGGCAAACUACACAAGAUACAUUGAGGGUAGUCGCAGUUUGACUCUUCAUAUGUAGAAAUAAUAUGGCGAAUGUUUAGUUCAGUAAGCCAGUAAGCUGUUCUGUAGUCAUGGAUAGUAUUUCAGGAGACUAAAAUGACAGCAAUGAUGAUAAUGAGGUUUGUUAAAACAGUGGAAAUACUGGAAAAGUGUCUGUUUAUUUGGUCUUUAGAGGUUAAAGGCAGUUAAAAAAACAAACAUGUUUCUAUUUUAUUUCUGUUUUAAUGUCAUAGCAUUUUUUUUAAUGAAACAAAAUUCAUUUGAAAUAAAUUGACAGUUUUCAUCUCCAUUCUGAGGUCUGUGUUCUGAGAGGGAUUACUGACUCAUGUCCUUGCUGUUGAAAGCCAGCGAGUUUUCCAGGGACCAGAAAGUGGAUUCAUUGUCAACUGGUUCUCUUGGCUAACUAGGUGUACCGAAUAUUCUAAGUAGCUAGGUGGGUUUCAGACAGGUUGAAACAGCUGCUGUAGAAGCCAGAGCUGGUUGCUCCCCUUCCAGGAAGGGAGAGCGUAGUAACUUAUGCCCUAGGCUUGAACAGGUAUCAUGUUGUUGAGGUUUUUUGUUUGUUUGUUUGUUUGUUUUUUGAAAGGCAACUUUGCCCUGAACUAACAGGAAACGUUUAUUGUUUCUCCACUGAAAUACUGUAGAACAUUGGUUCUCAAAGUGGGGUCCCGGAACCGGCAGCAUCAACCUCACCUGGGAACUUGUUGGAAAUGCAAAUUCUUGUGUCUUUUCCCAGGUCUACUGAAUCAGAAACUUGGUGGUGUGGACCGGUAAACUGUGUCUUAAUAAGCCCUUAGGGUGAUUCUGAUGCAGGCUAACGUCUGAGACCCAGUACCAUAGAACAUAAAGAACUAAGAGCUCAUUAAGAAAAACACAGAAAGCCCAAUUAGAGAAAUGGACUAGAGACUUGAAUAGGCACCUCGCAAAAUAUCCAAGCGACCAAUAACCAGAGAAGUGCUCACUCUUAUUAGUUACCAGGGAAAUGCGAUGAGAUAGCACUGAACACCCACUAGCUUGGCUAAAAUUAAAAAGAAUACCCAUCAAGUGCCACCGGAGCAAUGGGAACUCUCCCGCACUACCAUGUGUCUAAAAAAAGGAUGUAUCAAAUAAACAACUUUGGAAAACA